Penaeus chinensis is the source of this 7434-nucleotide messenger RNA. Its product is annotated as F-actin-uncapping protein LRRC16A-like. The record is from RefSeq and is a predicted model, not a curated record. Gene Ontology annotation, molecular function: protein binding. The transcript has 28 exons. Gene Ontology annotation, cellular component: plasma membrane; lamellipodium. Bases 1 to 3717 code for a protein of 1238 amino acids. Gene Ontology annotation, biological process: cell migration; regulation of Arp2/3 complex-mediated actin nucleation. NCBI's taxonomy places the organism in Eukaryota, Metazoa, Arthropoda, Malacostraca, Decapoda, Penaeidae.
AUGGACAUGGAGGUCUUGGAUUUGAAGGCAGUGAAAGUGAUACAUAUCCCCAGCGGUGUAGAAUGUCGUGAUACAACACCUGUGGCCCGGAUAGAGCAGCAAGAUGAGUGGGAGGAACAUAAUCACGCGGGAACUGAGUGUUUAGUGAUCCAACUAUUCGGUGAACUUCGUCUGUGCCUGACCGUGUGCGACCGCGUGUACACCUACUACACCACGCACGAGGAGAACAGCAGCCAUGAGGUGGACACGAUGGUGCUCAGCCUCGGCACGGCGCUCAAGAACAUCUUCCCCGCCGUGCCGCUCACGCACAUCAUCCGCAAGGUGGACAUCCAGCCUGCGAAGCGAAUGCAGCAGCUGGACGAGCUGGAGCGGGCAACCUUAGGGGGCACCAGGGACAUGGGGCCAUGUGGGGGCUUCUCCACACAGUACAUGUGCAUGUGUGACUACCACGCCCUGCCAUACAGAGAAGAGGUGGCGUGGGACGUCGACACUAUCUACCUCUCUCACGACACGCGAGAGCUCUACCUGCAUGACUUCGACUACCUAGAGCAGAAAGAUCUCAUACCUAUCAUCAGUGCUCUGGAGUACAAUACAUGGUUUCGAAAGCUGCGGGCCAGUCACAGUAAACUCUCGCAUGAAGCUAUAGAAAGAAUUUUACAUGUUGUCAGCAAGUCUCUUAGCUUAGAAGAAAUCUACUUAGAUAACAUUGGUGCCAAAGCUGAAUUUGCAAACAAGUUGUCUCUAGCGCUUUUGUCCAAUAGCAACAUUCCUCUUCAGAAGCUUGACCUCUCCCACAACCCCAUUGAGGACAAAGGUUUAAGCAAUCUGUGCGGUCUGGUGGCCAAGCUGUCUCCGGUGGCAGGGGGUGCUGUUCACAUCAGUAAUCCCAUCGGACGACAAGCCAAAGGACUUAGUCACCUGAAUCUCUCCCUUUGUGGACUUACUGGAAAGGGUGUCAACAUGUUAGCACAUUCCCUGUCAGUCAAUAAGUACAUGUGUCAGACUUUGACAUUCCUUAGCCUAGCUGGCAACUCCUUACGGGACGAUGUCAACAAUCUUUAUAAUUUCCUAGCUCAACCUAAUACGCUGAAGACUCUUGAUCUGUCAGCAACAGAAUGUGCCAUCGAUGCUGUAAGUUACAUGUGUCAGACUUUGACAUUCCUUAGCCUAGCUGGCAACUCCUUACGGGACGAUGUCAACAAUCUUUAUAAUUUCCUAGCUCAACCUAAUACGCUGAAGACUCUUGAUCUGUCAGCAACAGAAUGUGCCAUCGAUGCUCAACAGAAUGUGCCAUCGAUGCAGAAAUUAGAACAGAAUUUGUGCUUCCUUGAAGUGUUUUUACAUUGUCAGACUUUGACAUUCCUUAGCCUAGCUGGCAACUCCUUACGGGACGAUGUCAACAAUCUUUAUAAUUUCCUAGCUCAACCUAAUACGCUGAAACUCUUGAUCUGUCAGCAACAGAAAUGUGCCAUCGAUGCAGAAAUUAGAACAGAAUUUUGUCUUCCCACCCCCAAUCACAGCAACUACAGUGUCAAGUUUCUGCCAUUCCCCGUUCACGAUGCCAUGUUGUGCAUGAAGACGGCCCCUGAACGGACAGAAAACCUCAUGCGCAGGAUACAGGACACGCUCUAUAGAAAUGUGUCACCCAUGAAGUAUUCCAAUGGACAGGCAUUCAGAUUACAACAGGGAUUCCUCUUAAGUUCAACUCAGCAGCAGGUAGACAGGCUGGUGCUACAGACGGGGGAGGCCGUGAGGACCUUGCGACGGUCAGGCAGCGACCUCGUUGGUGCAAACUCGCUGCAGUGGGCUGAGGGACUCAUCACAGAUGCAGACAGCUCCAAGCAGCUGAUCAGCCACCUUCACGACGUGGUGCUGAGGAGGGAUGAGGCUGGCAACCCCAUAGAGACGAAGCUGCACCAGAUCUCGUCCGAUCUCCACACCGUCAUUACCAACUACCUCCAGGACACAGUUGAGAGCAUGGUUAGGUCUGCACAAGACAAGUGUCCCAACGUCUUGAGCGAGGAGAAGGUGGUGGACGACGUAAGGGCUGCCUGCCUGGCUAAGUCGCAGCUAUCAUCCCAGUUGGUAGAGACUGCCAUCGUGGAGCAGGCUGGUUCAGUCAUCCUCAACAAGGUGAAUGAAGUCAACCUGGCCAUUGCAUCAACUGUGUCUGAUAGGGUGAUUGAUGAAGUAGUCGACUCCCUGUCCAAAACGUGCAAGAACUUGCAAUCUGGUGAAGGGCCAAGGAAGAGGGCUUCAACAGGAACUGAAAUGGGAAGUCGCGAGCGAGGAAGCAGCGAGUCUUCGACACGCAGUGAGCGCUCUGACACAGUCAGCCAAGGGGACGACACCACCAGCCAAAAGUCUGACCCAUCACCACUGGCUACCCCGCAGCUUGCAUCAAAACGCAAGAGUCUCCAUGGAAGAAAGUUGAGGCCACAGAGUGUUGUAGCUGAGUCAUUAGACAGUGUGUCGGAGUUACCAAGCAGCUGUGGACAGCUGCAGCACUUGGGCAAGGCCAGACCUCGAAGAGUGAAGACCAGAGCCCCAACCAGACCCAUGGGCAGAGCUGAUCUAGUCGAGGAAGACCAUGACAUUUCUGAGGGCGUUGACACCUUCUUCAGGCCUGGGUCAUCAACUCCCACAACACCCCUCAUCUCCCCUGACUCGGAGAACAGCCCACGGCUACUCAAGUAUGGCUCCACCUCCUCCGUUGAGAGCUCCCCCCACACGGGCGGAGCGAGAACUGGCAGUGAGAGAGGCAGCAUCGAGUCACUCACGCGGUCUGACUCGCUGGCGCGGUCGGAGUCAGACGUGACGAGGGAGAGCCCACGGCCGCGCACCAAGUCUCGAGAUACGGAGGAGGAAGAUGAGAUGGAAGAUGAGGAUCAAAGCAUAGAUGAGAAGAGCCGCAGUGUAACCAGCCUGAUUGGAAGACGAGCCAAUGAACCGAUGUUGAAGAGAUCACCAGAUAUGAGUGCAAGAAAAGCCUCAACAUCAUCAAACAUCAGUUCUAUGGAUGACAAAAGCCGCAGUGAGGAAGAUGGGAAGGAAGAUUCUCCCCCAAGGAAAGUAGCUGGCUUGCCCAAGUUCGGAAUGGGCAUCGGAGGAAACAUCUUGGCGGAGAUGAAGAUGAUGCAGGAGAAAAGAACUUCUGUCUUACCAAAGGAUGAAGACAAGGAUCGUGAUGAGAGAAAGGAAAACCCUUCAAGCAGCUUGCUCGCAGGUGUGAGGCUGCGGUCCACAGGCCUCGCAGACAGCCUAAAGUCUCCUACCAAUGGCUUCCCAAGAGGAUCCAGUGGCAGCAAAUCUCCAAACUGUAAUAGGGAUUCGGUUAUUGAAAACGCAGGUGAAUAUGAGUCCAGUGAUGCCACAGAAGACGAGCAAACCAGUGCCCCAGUGAGGUCAGUAAGGGAGAUGGCGGCAUCCCUCGCCCGCAGUUCGGUUGGGGAGGAAGCUGGAGGCAAGAAAAAGUCCUCUUCCCUCCCCCGGAACACACCCCAAGCUGCCAACAGUGGUGUGGCUCCUGAGCUGCUGGUAAUCCUCGACAAGAGACGCUCAACCAUCACAAACAACCAGCUUGAGGAGCUGGAGGAGACGUGGGUGGACGGUGAGCAGAGCACAGGAUCAAGCGCAGCCCCUCCCCUGCAUCGGCAGACGUCACACAAGCAUGUCCUCACCACUGAUCUAGCACUUGAAGAUGUUGUUAAUGUUUGAUUGUCAGAAUUGUUAUUUUGAUGAAGGAUUUUUUUCCAUGUAACAUUGUUUCAUGAUAUUUUUCCCAUUCCAUCAUAGAUGGAACUACAUUUGUUGCUGAGGCAUAAUAAUGGUAAUGUUCAUUAUGACAAGUGAUGAAGAAAUUUAAUGUUAUGUCAUUGUGUGACUGGCCAUACAGUUUCCUUUUCCAGUGAAGUAAGUGUAACUUGCUGUAUUUUCCUUUCAUGGAUAAACAGCUUUCUUCAUGAUUGUAAUUCAUAAGGCUAUGAAGGGAAUUUUAUUUAUUGAAUUUUACUUUGGUUUAUAUAGUUAUUUGUAGUCUGCUUGGAUAGCAAGACUGCAGAAUCUACACAGCCACAGAGACAUCUGAUGCCAUGAUGCGAUGUUGGUAGGAUUGUUAUGGUGGGACGGCAGACAUGUGAGAAAAUCAAAUGCAUUAACAUCACGCUUGCUCUUCUGCAAAGAUCAUGAUAGAGGCAUUAUGAUUGGACUUUUUGGAGAUUAAUAUACAGCUCAAACUGUUCGUACAUUUGCAUUUAAAGCCACAUUUUCUCAAGUCUUCUAACAGGCUUUCACUAUUAAGGAUAAUCCUUAUAUGUCUGUAUAAAUGUCAAUAUAGAUAAUGUAUAGUCAAAGAUAUAGGUCACUGCCAGCAUUGGUUAUUCAGAAGGUCAUUCUUGAUGUACAUAAUAGCAGCACAAAAUUUCUUGUAGAUGAGGAAUUGCAUUUAUAAAUCAUUAUUUGUAUGUAGGUUUCCCAUCUUCCAAAGCACGGGACACGUUUCAUUCACGAUUUGUUGGUCAGUAUGUAGAUUAUAGCUACUUCAAUUUUUUAAACCUUUGUGAUUUUUGCUAGAAUUGUGAAGCAAUUUUCAGAUAUACAUUGGAUGAAAAUAGUUAUAUAAGAAUAAAAGAAAAAAUAGAGAAGUGAGGUAUUACAAACUCGUGCAUUUUCUCUUUCUGAAAAUUCUCAAGAAAUUCAUAUCAGAAAUUUUGACCUUUAAGUAGAGGAAUUUAAAGUCCUUAUAAAGAAUUUCUUGAGUCUUGACCUAAAGUUCUCUAAAGUGAGCAUCUGGACUGCAAUUAAUCUUUUAUGAAUGAGCUUUUAACCAUGUUAAGUUUUUAAUUUUAUGACAUUUGUUUUCCUUACAAAUGCAAGUACUUGUUCGUGUAUUAUGACCAAAUUGCAUGUAAUGUAGUAUUUUAUCAUUGUUUUUUUUUUACUGUGAAUGGAUUUGAAAACUACUUUGGGAAAUUUUCCAAAUGAAGAAUUGCUAGGACAAAAAGGAACUUGUCAGUAGCUUUGUUGAAAUAUGCAUUUUUGUGCAUUGCAUUUUAUGUUUACAAGCAGUUUGUGAUGGUUAUUAUGAAUAAAGCAUCCUUCUCUAAAUGACAUGUUGAUAGUUAGGUCAGUAAUACAAUUUGAUUCAUAGUCAGGAUAGAUUAUUAGGUAUUGAUAUUUAAAUGUUAAUUAAGUGUUUCCUUUUUUUUUUUUCUUUUUUUACAAAGAGAAAGUAUUAAGUGCAAUCUGUUUUAUGUCUGCAGUUUAUAAAGGAUUUACUAUCAGUAUGUGGCUUGCUGGUCACAUUGUUUGUAAUGCUUUGCCUCAAUCUACUGAACGUUGAAAGUGGACAGUGUACUGUGUGGAGCCUGUUCUUAACAGGCGUGAUAUAAAUAUUGUUACUAAAGUAAGAGUUGUAUGCUUGCUCUGUCAGAAAUGCAUUACAGCUUAUGUACAGCUUGUUUUGUUAAGAAAAAAAAAGAAAAAAAAAAAGGGUCUGUCAGAAGAGCUUUGUGCCAAGAAAGGUUGCAAGAGAAAUUUAUACUCCUCAUUAAAGAGCUGCGGAUGUCUUUUUAUGUCUUGACGUGUUAUGAUUGUGAUUUUCUGCGCUGAUUUUGAGGGUUCCUGAUAAGUGGAUGAUGAUAAUGAUGAUGUGGUGUAUCUGUGAUGAAUUUUGCUUGUGGUGUGACUUUAUUUGGUAAUUUGAUUUUGACAGGCAGUUUUUGUUUGUUUGGGGGGCAAGAAAAAACAAAAAACUAUAUAUUUGCAUUAGCUGUGGAAACUUUCCUUCCGUCUUCUCCUGGGCUUCGGAGAACAUACCGUGUGAGGACAACAACUGUGGAUUUUCGAGGUAGUCAUCUGAUAGAGAAAUGUUUUGGAGGAUAUUGAUGAAUAGAAACCUGUUUUCUUUCAUAAUCUUGUGUUGUUUUUCAUUACAUGAUAAGUUGUGAAUGGAUUAGCAUAUAUAUAUAUAUUUUUUCCAUUAUCUUUUUUAAGUUAAUAAAAUUUUUGUGAUCUUACAUUUAUUGCAAAUUAAAUUAGUGGAGAAUUUUAAGGCUCUUUAACAAAUCUUUUUUUUUUUUUUUAUUGAUUAUCACCCUUUUAUAGAUUUUGGCUUCAGUUCAAAAAUUUGAUAUUUAGAUGGAGCCCUUUUAUGCAGUUGAAUUUCUAGGGAAGAAAACCAUUAGAUAACAAGGAGUGGAGAGUUUUCAGGCUUUAAAUAAGGCAGUACAAAAAGGCCAGUGGCAAAUGUUUGUUUCACAGUGCUCACAGGAGACAAUACACUUUUGAAAAUCAAAAAAAUAAAAAUAAAAAAUAUAAAAAAAUAUAUAUAGAUAAUUACAAAUAAAAAAAAUGAAAUAAAAAAAAAAAAUAUUAAAACUGACAUUUGUAUAGACUGUAGAUAAUAGUUGAUGAGAAGAAAAAAUCUAAGCUUUGGUACCUUCCUCAAAAACCACCCUUAGUAUUCCUUGCAGAGUCCACCGCACCUCAUGCCCCUUGGAGACCCUCAUAGCGUGCAGCUACUGUACCAUUGUUUGAUCCUUGAUGUUACUGUGUAUGUUUUUUCACACCUUCACCUGCAUCGAGUAGCAGCAGAUUUAUAUACAUUCAUCCUCACUUCAUAAUUCUCUAUAUAUAUGGUAAUGAUAAUUUGAUGAAGGUACAGUAUUCUAGCAGGUAUCUUUAUAAAUUACUUUACUGUACACUACACACUCAAGUGUAAUUUUCUUAAAUCUGUUAUUGGCUUUUAAAACGUUUACAUCAAACAGGACACAAGAACUGUAGUGAAGUUUUUUCACCCAUUUUGACAAUUAUUGUUUGAUGUUUAGGCAUAAAAUAAACAUUGUACAGUCUAAUACCAGUCUUACAAGUCUCUUGUUAGUCAUUAAUUGAUUUAUUUUCAUUUUCAAAUCCAGCAUAAUGUCAGAGAAAUUGUUGUAGUAACUUAAAUCUUCUUAAGUAUGGCUCAAAUGUUGUGAUUGUGAGGUGCAGAACAGGCAAGGGACGAAAGAAAAAUAUAGUCUGAACUAUACAUUUUAUAUGUAUAUUACUUAACUCCUGUUGAUUGACACACAAGUGUAAUCAUUUUGCUGCAUCACACUAUUGAAGCUUAAUUCAAAUCAAUCCCUUUCGUUAUCCUCAUCUGCCUGCAUUGCGAGAGACCGUGUGCGUGCCAUGAUUAGCUAGCAAUCUGAUUGUGGUCAUUGUGAGUUGUGAUAGUAUCAAAGUGCUCCCAUGUGUCUUGUGAUCUUUUGUUUUUAUGUUCAUUUUUAAAAAAUUUUAGUUGCUUUCUAUGAUAUGACUGGAGAGCCUAUUAUAUGACCACAGGUUUUGUUGCAUUAAGCAAUGUUUUACCCUUGCAAUGUAAAUAAUUAAUUGUCAUAUUUUAUAUUUUACAAUUAUUCUACUGCCUUAAUAAAACUUAUUUCCUAUGAA